Messenger RNA from Sphaerulina musiva SO2202, 1086 nucleotides. Its product is annotated as NAD(P)-binding protein. Bases 1 to 1086 code for a protein of 361 amino acids. The record is from RefSeq and is a predicted model, not a curated record. The transcript is spliced from 3 exons. Lineage: Eukaryota; Fungi; Ascomycota; Dothideomycetes; Mycosphaerellales; Mycosphaerellaceae. Gene Ontology annotation, molecular function: nucleotide binding.
AUGACAAACAAGCCAUCCAACGUCGCUGUGGUGGGCUUCGGCCUAUCUGCGAAAGUCUUCCACAUCCCUUUCAUUCAGGCACUUCCAGAAGACUUCACGUUGUAUGGCGUGGUACAGAGAACGCCCAAGCCAGGCGAUGACGCCUCGCAAGCACAUCCAGGGAUCAAGAGCUGGAGGUCGGCUGACGAUGUCUACGCAGACCCAGCCGUCGAUGUGGUGAUUGUGACCACGCCACCAGAGUCGCACUUUGAAUUGGCCAAAAGGUCUCUGGAGGCUGGAAAGCACGUUGUUGUCGAGAAGCCCUUCGUGCCAACGCCGGAGGAGGCCGCGGAACUAGCAGAGUUGUCGAAGAAGACCGGCAAGAAGCUCGCGGUAUACCAGAAUAGAAGAUGGGAUUCCGAUUUUCUUACCUUGAGAAAGAUUCUUGCGGAUGGCUUGCUGGGAGACAUAGCAGAGUUCGAGACCCAUUUCGAUAGCCACAGCCCGGAUCCUCCUCCCGAGAGCUGGAAGAGUGAGGACAAACCGGCACACGGAACGAUAUAUGGCUUGGGAACUCAUCUGAUUGACCAGGUCUACGUCCAAUUCGGCAUGCCGAAGAAAGUGACUGCAUUUGUGGGUAACCAAAGGAGAGGCGUGGUAGGAGGUCCUCCAGACUCGAUGAACGUUUUGCUGCACUAUGAUGGACCACUCCUUGUGACAGUGAAAGCUGGUGUAGUGAGUCCAGAGGCAGAGCAGCUUCGCUUCUGGGUGAGAGGAACCAAGGGCAGCUUCAAGAAGUUUCAUUUUGAUCGGCAAGAAGACCAACUUCGCCAUGAGAAUAUCGGUCCUGGUCAGGAGGACUACGGCGUGGAUCCCGAAUCGCAUUAUGGCACACUCGUCACUGUAGGAAAGGAACAGGCUGCGCCCGUCGUGGAGCGUUAUCCUACAGUGCUGCCAGCCACGUAUGUCGAGUACUACCGUAUCUUUGCAAAGGCGAUUCGAGGAGAGGGCGAAGUGCCUGUCACAGCUGAAGAUGCGAGAGAUGUCCUGCAGAUUAUUGAGCUGGCCAAGCAGUCUUCGAAGGAGGGGAGGACGAUUGAGGUUUGA